Serendipita indica DSM 11827 is the source of this 1266-nucleotide messenger RNA. The record is from the annotation of a GenBank genome assembly. Lineage: Eukaryota; Fungi; Basidiomycota; Agaricomycetes; Sebacinales; Serendipitaceae.
AUGGCCAUGAACUAUAUCCAGGCAAGUUUGGAUGGCUCUGGGCACUUCUCAUUCUCAUUUCGAUACAUUGUAGCUCGAGAAACUAGGCGAGGGCACCUAUGCCACCGUGUACAAGGCGAGUCAGCGUCCAGACCGUCGCUCCGAGGAGCUCGUUUUUCCGUCAAAUAUGCUGAUACGAGUCUCGUUGGCGACCUACAGGGCAGAUCGCGCACGAAUAAUGAAAUCGUUGCGCUCAAGGAAAUCCACCUCGAUGCCGAAGAGGGGACGCCAUCGACUGCGAUUCGCGAGAUCAGUUUGAUGAAAGAGCUUCGACAUCCGAAUAUCGUGCGCUUACACGACGUCGUUCACACUGAACUCAAGCUCGUUCUCAUCUUUGAGUUUUGCGAGCAAGACUUGAAGCGCUACAUGGACACUCAUGGCAAGCGUGGUGCUCUCGAGCCGAAUACGGUCCGUAGCUUUAUGCAUCAGCUUUGCAAGGGUGUUGCGUUUUGUCACGAGAAUCGUGUCCUGCAUCGUGACCUCAAGCCACAGAAUCUUCUCGUCAAUCGUAAAGGCGAACUUAAGAUUGGAGAUUUCGGUCUUGCUCGUGCAUUUGGUGUUCCUGUCAAUACCUUUUCCAACGAAGUCGUUACGCUGUGGUAUCGCUCACCCGACGUUUUGAUGGGUUCUCGCACUUAUAGCACUUCUAUUGACGUCUGGUCGGUUGGGUGCAUCUUUGCCGAGAUGAUCAGCGGACAACCUCUCUUCCGUGGCCGUGACAACAACGAUCAGCUCUUGCAGAUUAUGCGACACCGUGGAACUCCGUCAGAGGCGGAGCUUAAGAAGAUGCAGGAGGAAUCGCCCGAGAUCCAGAUCAAAGUCUUUCCUCAAUUCCCACCCAUCCCCUGGAACCAACUUUUGCCGACGGCGACCCCAUUAGGAUGCGCUACUCACCAGUACUUUACGAUGCAGUCUCAGCACCCACUGUACUUGCAUGCGCCCGUGUCGAGUGGGCUGCCGAGUGGCAUGGCACCUCAGCCAGUUAUGUACGACCCUGUGGCGCAAGCGACCGCCCAAGCCCACGCGGCAUUUACUCAGCAGACUGCCUACUUGUACCAACAGCAGCAGCAACAGCAGCAACAGCAAGCAGCAGCGGCAGCCCAGGCAGCGGCAGCGGCACACGGAAUGCAUGCCCCUCAUGCUGCGGCGCCGCAGAUGCAACCGGGGAUGCAGCCAGGAUAUAUGCAGCCGAAUCCGUACAUGAACAUGCCGUACACGAAGCGAUAA